This is a messenger RNA of Coregonus clupeaformis (lake whitefish), 5869 nucleotides long. Its product is annotated as pumilio homolog 1. The coding region runs from base 122 to 3583 and encodes 1153 amino acids. The transcript has 24 exons. Gene Ontology annotation, biological process: miRNA processing; regulation of mRNA stability. Gene Ontology annotation, molecular function: mRNA 3'-UTR binding. The record is from RefSeq and is a predicted model, not a curated record. NCBI's taxonomy places the organism in Eukaryota, Metazoa, Chordata, Actinopteri, Salmoniformes, Salmonidae. Gene Ontology annotation, cellular component: cytoplasm; cytosol.
CGUCUGCCUGUCUCUGCUCCCCUCCGAGCCGCCAUGUUGUCGGAGUGAAAGCCUGGAAGUCUGGAGAGAGAACUGGGGCUGAAAUCUGCGACCAUCCGCCCUCUCCGCCUGCCGUGGUGGAAUGAGCAGCGUGUGUGUGCUGAAGGGUAAAGCAGUGCUCUGGCAGGACUCGUUCAGCCCCCACCUCAGAACUUCAACUCCCAGCAUGCCCGUGGUGCUGAGCAGCGGAGGACACGCCCCUCCGGCCGGACAGACCCCACAUGCCCCGCCCCCUUGCCAGCAGGGCGUGGCAGGUGCGGGGCGGUCUCAGGAUGAUGCCAUGGUAGACUACUUCUUCCAGCGGCAGCACGGAGAACAGCCUGGCAAACACCGCUGGCCCCCUGGGGAUAACAUCCACGACAGCCAGGUGCGGUCGAUGGAUGCGCUGAACCAUGACUUCCAGGCUCUGGCUUUAGAAGGGCGUGCCAUGGGAGAGCAGCUUCUGACAGGUAAGAAGUUUUGGGAGAGUGAUGAAGCUGGAAAAGAUGGACCAAAAGGGAUCUUCCUGGACCAGUGGCGGGACAGCGCAUGGGGGGCCACAGACCACUCGGUGUCUCAGCCAAUCAUGGUGUCUCGUCGGCCGGGUGGGGGGUUCCAUGGUGGCGGCGAGGUGGGCGGGUCAGUGAUGUCACCGCGGUCAGAGAGCGGGGGGUUAGGGGUCAGUAUGGUAGAAUACGUCCUCUCCUCCUCUCCCGCCGAGAAACUGGACUCCUGCCUCCGCAAGGGACCCUACGGUCCGAGGGAUGGAGAGGUGGAGGAGGAGAAGCGGGAGAAAGCAAAGGCUCCAUUUGAAGGAGAGAAACUCAAGGAGAUGGCGGAGGGAGAGGUUGAUGUCAUCAGUGAUGUCAUCAACCCCAACGGGCUUCCUGUGCAGAACGGCCUGGAUGUGGAAGUCAAAGAGUACAGUCGUCAAGGCCAGAUACAGCCCGUGGGGCCGGACACUGACAUGAUAGGGGGUGUAGGAGGGGAGGGUAUGGGCUCCAUGGGAGGCGGGGGUCCCAAACCCCAAGAGGACUUCUCUGGGGUGGAACAGGGCGUUACCAUGGAUAACAUGCAGUCUGUGAUGGAGCCUCUGCAGUUUGACUACAACUCCCAGAUGGCCAUGGACUCGCAGCCUACCGUGGGCCUGUUCGACUACAGCAACCAACAACAGUUGUUCCAGAGACCCAGUGCUCUAGCAGCCCAACAGCAGCAAUAUGCCUUGGCAGCAGCACAGCAAUCUCACAUUGGUUUGGCUCAAGCGUUUGUUCCCAACCCUUACAUCAUCAGUACCGGUCCGCCUGGAACGGACCCCUACGCUGCUGGACUGGCAGCUGCUGCAACUCUGGGCCCAGCAGUGAUGCCUCCCCAGUACUACGGGGUCACUCCCUGGGGAGUGUAUCCAGCCAAUCUGUUCCAGCAACAGGCUACAGCUGCCAACAACUCAGCCAAUCAACAGGCUCAAGGACAGAACCAGCAGAACCAACAACAGGUGAUGCGUGGGGGCGGUAACCAGCGACCGCUGACCCCUAGCCAAGGUCAACAGGGUCAGCAGAACGACCAGCUGAUCUCCGCCGCAGCAGUCAACUCAGCGCUCGCCUUCGGACAGGGGCUGGCUGCCGGCGUGCCUGGCUAUCCCAUGCUGGCUCCAGCUGCUUACUAUGACCAGACAGGGGCGCUAGUGGUCAACACAGGAUCUAGGGGCGGACCCGUACGCCUCAUGGCACCCGCGGGGUCUGUUAUUAUCUCUCCAUCCGCUGCACAAGCAGUGGCGGCUGCAGCAGCUGCGGGUGGUGGGGCUAACGGCGGUAUGGGAGGCGGGGCCAAUGGUCCGUUCCGAGCCAUGCAAUCCCAGCAGCCUCAGCAGCAGGGGGGAGGGGCUAUGUCAGGAAACUCUUUUUAUGGAUCCUCCUCUCUUAGCAACUCCUCUCAGAGCUCCUCCCUCUUCUCUCAAGGUAGCCAAUCAAUGUACUGCUCCGCCCAGCCGGGCCCUGGCUCCGCCUCUCUGGGUUUUGGUCAGAGCAGCUCUUCACUCGGUGCAACACUGGGAGCUACGUUGGGCGGCUUUGGUACUGCAGUGGCUAACUCCAGCGGUGGCAGCAGUUCUCGUCGUGACUCUCUGACCGGCAGUAGUGACCUGUACAAACGCACGCAGUCCAGCCUCACUCCCAUUGGCCACGGGGGGUUCUACAACGGAACCCUGGGCUUUAGCUCCUCCCCCGGGCCGGUCGGAAUGCCCCUGCCCAACCAAGGCCCCUCCCACUCCCUAACUCCACCCCCCUCUCUGUCCAAUCACAGCUCCUCAUCCAACCUCAACCUGGGAGGUCUGACCAAUGGCAGCGGUCGUUUCAUCUCUGCUGCUCCAGGGGCGGAGGCGAAGUAUCGCAGCGCGAGUUCUGGCUCCUCCCUCUUCUCUCCCAGCAGCCAGCUCUUCCCGUCGUCACGGCUACGCUACGGAAUGUCGGACAUGAUGCCGUCAGGGCGGAGCCGGCUCCUGGAAGACUUCCGGAACAACCGCUACCCCAACCUGCAGCUGAGAGAGAUCGCUGGGCACAUCAUGGAGUUCAGCCAGGACCAGCAUGGCAGCAGGUUUAUCCAGUUGAAGUUGGAGAGGGCCAGCUCAGCAGAGCGUCAGCUGGUCUUUAGUGAGAUCCUCCAGGCUGCCUACCAACUCAUGGUCGACGUCUUCGGAAACUAUGUCAUCCAGAAGUUCUUUGAGUUUGGCAGUGUGGACCAGAAGCUGGCUGUAGCCGAGAGGAUCCGGGGUCAUGUCCUGUCUCUGGCCCUACAGAUGUACGGCUGUAGAGUCAUACAGAAGGCACUGGAGUUCAUCCCCUCAGACCAACAAGUUAUAAGUGAGAUGGUACGGGAGCUGGACGGCCAUGUGUUGAAGUGUGUGAAGGAUCAGAACGGGAACCACGUGGUGCAGAAGUGUAUCGAGUGUGUUCAACCCCACGCACUACACUUCAUCAUAGACGCCUUCAAGGGACAGGUGUUUGCCCUCUCCACCCACCCCUACGGUUGUAGAGUGAUCCAGCGUAUUCUAGAACACUGCCUUCCAGACCAGACCCUGUCCAUUCUGGAGGAGCUGCACCAACACACAGAACAACUGGUGCAGGACCAGUAUGGUAACUAUGUGAUCCAGCAUGUGUUGGAACACGGCAGAGCGGAGGAUAAGAGCAAGAUAGUAGCUGAGAUCAGAGGAAACGUACUGGGGCUCAGCCAACACAAGUUCGCCAGUAACGUGGUGGAGAAGUGUGUGAGCCAUGCGUCGCGUGCGGAGCGGGCCGUGUUGAUAGACGAGGUGUGUAUCCUGACGGAGGGUCCCCACAGCGCCUUGUACACCAUGAUGAAGGACCAGUACGCCAACUAUGUGGUGCAGAAAAUGAUUGACGUGGCCGAACCCACACAGAGAAAGAUCGUCAUGCACAAGAUCCGGCCCCACAUCUCCACUCUGAGGAAAUAUACGUAUGGCAAACACAUCCUGGCAAAGCUGGAGAAAUACUACAUGAAGAAUGGAGUGGACUUGGGUCCUCUCUGUGGCCCUCCCAACGGCAUCAUGUAAACUACUACCCUUCCAACCCCUUGUUCACUACACCUUAACCCUUAGGGACAAGACAGAGCAACAGGAACGUCGGCCGUGCUCAGUAGAUCACCGGCUGAGUGUGGAGGAACGGUGGGUGAUUCAACAUGUAGGACGGCCACCCUCUGUGCGCAGCUGAAGUUGUGUUGGAAUGUCAUGUAUUUUUAUACCAUAAGCCCUAGCCUAUAUAACCUACAUGAAAAAUGACAUCAUGUUAACUACUACCCCAUUAUAUCCCACACCCUACCACCCUAUACCCCCACCCCCUCUAUUCCCCUCUUAAUGAGAUAAUGUAAACUACUGCCCUACCCACAAUGACAUCAUGUAGAACCCUCUUUACCUACUCCAACCCUCCUCCUUUUCCCCUCCCACUCUUAUCGCCACGGUAACCCAUUGGUAGGAGCCUGUGUCUGAACAGGAAGGAAGCCUUGGUUAGUUUAGAGGGGGGUGAGAUGCGUCCCGACCCUCCGUUACUUCUCCCCCUUUUUUUCUUUUUUCUUUAUUCGUCUUUUGAAUAAACUAGAAUCAUUUCACUUUUUUUUUUUUGCUACUGCUGUGGCAUACACAGUUCUAUGUCAUAUCGCUAUUAUGGGAUGGAACAAACGUAUUUAAUUUGACUGACGUCGUCACCGAAUCAUAGUCACAAACAGACACAAGCCAUGCGCUUACCAGCAGAUCAUUUAGCAUGGGAGAUUAGUUUCCGGUCCUGCUUCCAUCUCUCUCUCUCUAUAUAUAUGUGUGUAUAUAUAUAUAUAUAUAGAGUGUAUACUUGGUGUAGACCUUUGCAUAUAUAUAUAUAAAAAACUUUGUAGUUUUUCUGGUUUUUGCUGUUGACUAUCUAUAAUGUAUCCUAGUAGUGAACACAUAUUUCUGACUGUAUAAUUGUACAUUUGUAAACCCUUGUAAUGUAAAAGUGAUUUACAACCGUUUUUGGUAUCGGACGAUAUAAAAAAAAAAAAUAUAAUUAUUCAAAAAAAUUCUUCCAAAAGCUCUUGUGCAUUUCAGUGUAUAUUCUCACAUCCUUCGUUGUGACAUGAGUUGUUGUAUAUUGUAAAUUGUAAUAUCAAAUUUUUUGUUUUGAAAAGCCCUUUCUAUACUGCGUAGUACUUGUACAAAGCCCUCAACCCCCCUCACCCUCUGGUUUUAACUUCUACUCACUGCUUCAACAGAACUCACCUCCUCCCUGACCCCCGAACUACAGUGCAAACGCUGCGUGUCCGUUUACUAAACGUCCAGUAGCCACAGUUGAAACAAAUCCACUGAAAUCAACGAGACGUGGUUCACCAACAUGUCAGUAGUGAAGCAAGUCUUUUUACACUUCAAGUCUAUUUAAAAUGCAGAGAGAGAGAGAGAGACGUGGCGUCUGACUGAAGCAUAAACAACUGAUAAAGUGACUUUGGUUUCCGCCUGUGCUGUAAGCAGUCAAAACAUUAUUAUUACAGAACACGCAAGAUGUUUGUAGUAUAGUUUGGGGGUUGUAACCGCCACCACAGGACACACUGUUUGUAGUCAUGUCUGCUUUAACUUGAAGCUUUAUUUGUUGUUUUUUUAGAUCUUUUAUAGGAAUGCUUUCCCCCUGUCUAAGGUUAGUGGAUGGGGUGAGGGGGUUUGAGUUUAAAGGUAGACUCAGUGAUAUGACAUCGUACACACCGGGGCAACUUCCGGCUUGCAGACAUCAACAACGGCCUAUUUCAAAUCUGCCAAGACUACCACUAUUGGUUCUUCUCUUGAGGCAUGACGCCCACAUUGAGAAGAGCCGUCAGUUGACAGUCUUGGGAUAUAUGAUUUGUGUUGUUACUGAUGUCUGGAAGCAGGAAGUAGCUCCACUGUGUACUACGUCAUAUCGCUGAGUCUACCUCUAACCCCUCCACUCUCUCAGGGCACAGUGAAACCAUGGGUUGUACAAAAGAGUUGAGGAGCGUGGUGUGCUUUUGUUUUUUUGACCUAUAAUAUUCCUGUAAAAGUGAUGUAUCAUAAUGUCCAUGUCCCCCGGUAAAGGCCGGGCGUCUCCUGUCUUGCCGUCCGUAACCAUGACUAUUGUGGCGGCGGUGGGCAGCAGCACGUGUACAUUUGGAGCUGCGAGCCUUGUGUAUCUGAAUAGAAGCACCACCUGUAACCAUAAUGUGUAUAACUCUAACAGAAACCUGUGUGUGCUUGUUGCCUGGGCAACUAUUUUUUUGUAUCUCCUGUUGUAGAUUGUCUCUCUAAACAAUGAUGUGUGAUUCUUUAUUUUGAAACAAAACUGAACAAAAAAACUCAAAAUUUGAA